Molecule: messenger RNA, 1642 nt
Organism: Impatiens glandulifera
Lineage: Eukaryota; Viridiplantae; Streptophyta; Magnoliopsida; Ericales; Balsaminaceae
Product: general transcription and DNA repair factor IIH subunit TFB2
Exons: 15
Coding region: 149-1504 (451 amino acids)
Biological process (GO): nucleotide-excision repair
Cellular component (GO): transcription factor TFIIH core complex; transcription factor TFIIH holo complex
Molecular function (GO): double-stranded DNA binding; ATPase activator activity
Source: RefSeq, a predicted model, not a curated record
AUGAACUUUGAUCUCAUAUCGUUCUUCUCUCAGAUCAAUUUAAGUUUGAUUGAAAACCCAAUUCAGAAAUCUCCAAAGUUAUUGCUUUCGUUUACUAUCUUUGUUUUCAAUAAAGUAAUCAGUAAAGAAAACCCAUUCCACUGCCAGCAUGCCUCAAGUGAGGAUUAUCGCGAAGAAUUUCAUGGAUAUGGUAGCUUCGCUACCAGCCGUGAAGCUCAACAAGCUAUAUGAAAAUGCUUUCAUCUGCGAAGCUAUUCUCAGAUCAUUGCCACCAUUAGCCAAGAAGUAUGUGUUGCAAAUGUUGUACAUUGAUUCACCAGUAUCAGCUAAGUCUAUGGAAGAAUGGGUUCUUCCAGAUGGUUCUUCAAAACAUAAAGUAGCCAUAGAUAGAUUGAUGCAGCUUAGGUUACUUACAGAAGCUGAGGACAGGAAAAAAGAAACAGCAUACAGAUUGAAUCCAAAAUUUCAGGGUAACCUCCGGAAGCAUUUAGUGCAUGGUGGGAUCUUACCUAGAGAAGCAAUGGCUUCUAAUAUCACUGUGAGGCUUCCAAGCUUGGAAGAGUUAGAGGCUUAUGCUGCUGAACAGUGGGAGACUUUCUUGCUGCACCUGAUAAAUUCGACUCAAGCUGAAAAGACUAUGAACUUCAGCUCAGGGAUGAUGAAAAUAUUCCAGCGAAGCAUUAUGAGUAAAAGGGAUAAAGAAAGUCCAGUGUUAACUGAGGGUGGAUUUCAGUUCUUGCUCAUGGAUACAAAUGCACAACUUUGGUACAUCAUCAGGGAAUACAUCACAAAUUCUGAGGAGCGGCAAAUAGAGCCUGCAGAUUUGAUUUCAUUUCUUUUGGAGCUUAGUUUCCAUUGCACUGGUGAGGCAUACAAUACGAAUACGCUGACAGAUGUACAAAAAAGUGUAAUCAAGGACUUGGCAGACUUGGGACUGCUCAAGCUCCAACAGGGACGAAAAGAGAGCUGGUUCAUUCCUACAAAGUUGGUAACCAAUCUCUCUAUCAGCUUAUCUGAUUCAACCUCACGAAGGCAGGGUUUUGUUGUGGUGGAGACAAAUUUUAGACUGUAUGCAUAUUCGACAUCUAAACUACACUGCGAGAUCUUGCGCCUUUUUGCAAGAGUAGAGUAUCAGCUGCCAAAUCUCAUUGUUAGUGCAAUCACUAAAGAAAGCUUGUAUCAUGCUUUUCAAAACGGUAUCACAGCAGAACAGAUUAUUUCUUUCCUUCAACAGAAUGCUCAUCCUCGAGUCGCGGAGAGAUUGCCUUCUGUACCUGAAAAUGUCACCGAUCAGAUUAGGUUAUGGGAAUCAGAUUUGAACAGAGUAGAGAUGACACCUGCUCAUUUUUAUGAUGAGUUUCCAUCUAGGGAUGUCUUUGAGUCUGCUUGCGACUUUGCAAGAGAAUAUGGAGGUUUGUUAUGGGAGGAUUCGAAAAAGAUGAGCCUGGUUGUAAAGGGAGAAGUGCACAUGCAUAUGCGUGAGUUCCUACGACAGCAAAAAUAGUAAGCCUUUUAUAGUUCCAAUUUAUUAGGCAAAUUGUUAGUUUUGAUCUAUUUUCUUCAUCACUUGUAUCAAAACAAAGUUUAUGCAUUUCUUGUAAUACAUCUUCUUGUUAUACAUCUGAAACACAAUUCAUCCAUC